Messenger RNA from Prunus dulcis (almond), 1853 nucleotides. RefSeq lists its product as uncharacterized. The record is from RefSeq and is a predicted model, not a curated record. The coding region runs from base 456 to 1631 and encodes 391 amino acids. The transcript has 7 exons. Lineage: Eukaryota; Viridiplantae; Streptophyta; Magnoliopsida; Rosales; Rosaceae.
AAGUGCGUCAGAAAGUCAGAAUGAUAAUAAUACCAUUGGGGGUUGGAGAGAAAGAAAGGGAGCUAGCUAGUCAAUACUUGCCAUCAUUUAGUCUGAGAAAACCAAGGUUUGGUCGUUUCGCUGAUAUAAUAACGUAAUUGGGAUCAUGAGGUAGGACUUAACCAAGAAAAUAAAAUAAAAUUUUAGUAGUAGUUUUGAAUGAAGGAUUGCAAGAAAGACAAGGUAGGGCCUCAGGAAACACUUCGGUAAAAAAAAAGGUUGAAGAAAAUUUUAUUUUACUUCCAGUAGUCUUCCACACUGAGAGAGAGAGAGAGAGAGAGAGAGAGAGAGAGAGGGGUAUAAAUGAGAGAUGAACAUGUUGGUAGGCUUAUUAUAUAAAGGAGGAUAGGUGAAGAUUGGAAGAGGAGAAAUAGAAAAAAAAAGGUAGAGAAAACAUUGAGAGAUACGCCCAAGAGAUGGAAGAACAUCUGAACCCCUUAGCUGUGACUCAUCUGCUUCAACACACCCUGAGAAGCUUGUGCAUUCAUGAAAACUCUCAGUGGAUUUAUGCCGUCUUCUGGAGGAUCCUGCCUAGAAACUACCCACCACCCAAAUGGGAAGGUCAUGGAGCUUAUGACAGGUCAAGAGGGAACAGAAGGAACUGGAUAUUGGUUUGGGAAGAUGGUUUCUGCAACUUUGGUGCCUCCUCAACAGCUCAUGAGAUCAACUCCAGUUCUGAUUGUCCUGCAGGCCCUUCAUCAUCAAUGUAUGGCAACUGUGAAUUUCAACAAUACAAUGGCCUGCAACCAGAGCUUUUCUUCAAGAUGUCCCAUGAAAUCUACAACUACGGAGAAGGGUUGAUAGGGAAAGUGGCUGCAGAUCAUAGUCAUAAGUGGAUACACAAAGAACCAAAUGAUCAAGAAAUCAACUUCUUAUCAGCCUGGCACAACUCAGCUGACUCGCACCCUAGGACAUGGGAAGCCCAGUUCCAGUCUGGCAUAAAGACCAUAGCCCUUAUAGCAGUUAGAGAAGGUGUUGUUCAGUUAGGAGCUACUCACAAGGUGGUUGAAGAUUUGAGCUAUGUAGUUCUGCUAAGAAAGAAGUUUAGCUACAUUGAAAGCAUCCCAGGGGUGCUUCUGCCACACCCAUCAUCUCCACCCUUCCCCUACAAGGUUGAUCAUCAUCAUCAUCAUCAUGGCUAUGCAUAUGGUCCCACCCCAGAUCAUCAUCAUGCAUUGCAUUUCCAAGCAGGCACUCCAACUCAUGAAUUCAUGUAUGAUCACCACCACCAAUAUCUCAACAACCAAGCAGUUCCAUUGAAAAACAUAACACCCUCCAUGAGCAGCCUUGAAGCCCUCCUCUCAAAGCUUCCUUCAGUGGUGCCCUCUGCACCUGCAAAUCAUGAUCAGCUGCAGCAGCCGCAAGAACAUGAUCUUCAAGGGUCCCAGUUUAUGUUAUCCCAUGGACCGCUCGAUUUCAUGGCGAUCACGGAGCAGAAGUUGGUGGCCAAGGGGGAGACUGAUGAUCGUGAUGAUCAUAAUGAAGAGUAUAAUAAUAAUAAUAGGGCAUCAGAUCAUCAAAACAACGUGGGUGAGACUAGCACUUCUAUGUCUGCUUAUGCUCGUCAACAACACCAUUUCCAUCACCACUAGCUAAGAUCAGAACUAAUAUUACUAAUAAUUGAUUAAGCAAUUAAUUAAUAGUGUUAUUUAUUUUGUCAUUAGCUUAAUUCUAUUUUGUAGAAGGAUCAAGGAUUGGUUUCUAACAUUGCUAGCAACCUCUCUCCCUCUUUCUCUCGUAUUAAACUGUAAUGUGAAGAAUCUUGUUGCUUUUAUGAAUGCACAUGUUUUCUUCGUUUGAAAUGACGAGUCAAA